Molecule: messenger RNA, 888 nt
Organism: Thermothelomyces thermophilus ATCC 42464
Lineage: Eukaryota; Fungi; Ascomycota; Sordariomycetes; Sordariales; Chaetomiaceae
Exons: 5
Coding region: 208-762 (184 amino acids)
Biological process (GO): intracellular iron ion homeostasis; iron-sulfur cluster assembly
Cellular component (GO): mitochondrial matrix; cytoplasm
Molecular function (GO): 2 iron, 2 sulfur cluster binding; ferrous iron binding
Source: RefSeq, a predicted model, not a curated record
CAAACCCCGAGCGGGAAAUCGCCCCUAGCAAUCGUCAUGAUCAAGUCCCGCAUCCUCUGGAACUUUUUGGCACUUUGCUCUCUUCCCCAAUCUAGCAAACAACGCCUAACAUACAAAAUCUGAUAUUGCCAUCCAAGAUCGACUCGCACAUCACGAUUCCUACAUAUUCUCCCUCGCACGGCAUCACAGAAUACACAGCACCUGAAAAUGUUCUCGAGAACGGUCUGCGCGGUGUCACGUCGAGCUCUGGCAACCUCGGUCCGGCCACUCGCCCCCCCGGCGCCCCGACAGAUUGCGCCCUUGGUCGCUCAACCACAAAAACGCCAAUACCACGAGAAGGUCCUCGAUCACUACUCGCGCCCGCGCAACGUCGGCACAUUAGACAAGACGGAUAAGUCGGUGGGCGAGGGCCUGGUGGGCGCGCCAGCCUGUGGCGAUGUGAUGCGGCUCCAUAUUAAGGUCGACCCAGAGACAAAGGUCAUCAGCGAUGUGCGGUUCAAGACGUUUGGUUGCGGCUCCGCAAUCGCUUCCUCGAGCUACCUCACAGAGUUGGUCCGCGGCAUGACCCUUGAUCAGGCCUCAAAAGUGAAGAACACCGAGAUUGCCAAGGAGCUGUGCCUGCCGCCGGUCAAGCUCCAUUGCAGUAUGCUUGCUGAGGAUGCAAUCAAGUCGGCGAUCAACAACUACUACAAGAAGAACCCCGACGCCAGGCCUACCAACCUCGCCGGGAGGGAAGCCAAGCUCGAGUCAGCGGCGGCAUGAGCCGUGGGUGAGGAUGGGACUGGAGGUUGUUCACACAGUAACAGGUAGUUAAGGAGCGGUGGAAACGGCAUUUCUAAGUGUCGUUGAAGUAUCAUCGAGGUUUUCUGAAUCUGGUAUGGAAUUUGG